Messenger RNA from Plasmodium gallinaceum, 4086 nucleotides. RefSeq names its product conserved Plasmodium protein, unknown function. NCBI's taxonomy places the organism in Eukaryota, Apicomplexa, Aconoidasida, Haemosporida, Plasmodiidae. The record is from RefSeq and is a predicted model, not a curated record. The transcript has a single exon. Bases 1 to 4086 code for a protein of 1361 amino acids.
AUGAAGAAGAUUUUACUUAAUAAUCCUUUCAAUAACAUACUUAGAAUUUUUAAAAGAUAUGAAAAUUCUACUAAAUUAAAAAUAAAAGAAUAUGAAGAAUGCUUAAAAAAUUUAUCUAACCAUAAUAAACUACUAAGGAUAGAUAUUAAUGGAAAAGAGAAAAAAAUAAGCAAAUACUUUUUUGAUAAAAAUAAAUAUAUAUAUGUGAAAAAUAAAGACGAUAUAAAAGCCUUUGAUAACAAAGCGAAAAUAGAAAAUACAGAUAUAUAUGUUAUAAAAAAAAGUUUAAAAAAGGAGAGAAAAUUACAAAAAUCAUUAAAAACAUUUAAGGAUACAUAUGAUUUAUCACAAGAAGAAUUUAUAUAUAUGAAAUUUAUAUAUAAAAUAAAAAUAAAGAAUAUAUUUUCAUUAAUAAAUAAUUUAAGAAAAAAUAUAUACAUAGAUAGACAAAAAGAAAAAAUAUUGUUAAAUUGCAUAUACAAAUAUUUAAGUUAUAACUGUUACGUUCUAUCAAAAAAUGAAUUUUUUUUUUUUAUAUAUAUUUUUCCUCAACAUAUUAAAUACUCAAAUAAAGUUGUAUAUUAUUUAACUAAGCUAUUGGAAAAUAACCAAAUAGAUAUAGAUGAAUGUUUAACAUUAAUGGUAGAAAUAAACUUAUUAAACAUUAAUUAUCAUAUUAGAAAUAAAUAUAUUGAUUAUAUAAACAGAAAUAAAAAUAAAAUACAUUUAUUUCAUAUAUUUGAUUUAUUAACUAAAGGUUCUUAUAUGUUUUCUAUUUUAUUGAAUCACUCUAAUGAAAAUAAAGAUUUUAUCUUUAUAGAAAAUAUUCUGAAUACAUUAAAAGAUAAAAAAGUUGUUUUUAAUGAAGAAAUAAAAAAUAAAUACAUAAAUUUUAUUUCAGUUUAUGCAAAUAAUAAUAUUUAUUUGAAAACUUUUUUUAAUGAUAUAUAUAUUUUGUUAUAUAAAAAAAUAUUUUUAGAAAAUUAUAAUUACAUAAAAGAUAAUGAUUAUAUUAAAAAUGUAAUUAAAUUAACCAAUGAUAAUAUCAUAUUAAGGCAUAUUAAUAGCAUAUUAUUGAUGAAUAAUAGACAAACAAUUUUAAAUAGCAAUAAAAAUGUUAAAAUAAAGGUUUUUCCUUCUUUUUUAGAAGAAAAAAAAGAAAACAAAACACAAAAUAUAGAUAUAAAUUCCAUUAACUAUGAUAAUAUUAGUACAUAUAAUGUUAAAAACGUAAAGGAUAAUAUAAAUAAAAUGCAUAGUAACAUUAAUGGAAAAAAGUAUACAAACAAAAAAGAGAAUUUAUUGGAGGAAAAAAAAAAUAAUACAUAUUGUUUAAAUAAAUUUUCAUCGGAAUACAUAAACAAUAUAAAUAAUUUAAAUGAAGGAAUAUAUACAAAAGAAAACUACAUAAAUAGAAAAAAUAAUAAUUUGUAUAAUAAAAAAAUCACAUGUAAUAAAAGUAAAAAUAUUUGUAUUAACAAUAAUAAACAAAAUAUUUUUAAUAAUAAUAAUAAUAAUAAAAAAAACCAAAAUUUAAUAUAUGAAGAAAAAUUUACCACAAAAAAAGAGUCCAUAAGUAAUAUACUUCAAACAAAAAAAAAUAUAUUUUAUUUCACUUAUGCAUCGGAUAAAAUAAAAAGUUCGAAAUAUGAAGAAUUAAAAGAAAAAUAUAAAAUACCAACAAAAAUAACUGAUAAAAAUGUAAAAAUUUUACUAAAAUUUCUAAAAAUGUCUUUUCAUUCAAAAAAUUCUUAUCUAAAUGAGAUAUUUGAUAAAAAAAAUAUAUUCCAAAUAAUGUCUAAUAUAAAAAAUAUGAGAUUAAAAUAUGAUAAAAAUGAUGGAAAUUUUGUAAAAUUGUUUAAUCAAUUUUCCAAUAAAUGGAGCCAUAUAGGCUUUAAGAAAACUAUUCAUGAAAAUCUUAUUAAUUCUCAUGAAAAUGAGAAAAAAGAGACAACAGAUAAAUUAGAAAAUAAUUUUUUACCUGUAUAUUUAAGAGAUACUAUGAUUGAUAGAAAAAAAGAAAAAACUAAAAUAGAUAUAAAUAAAAUGAAAAAAAGUAGUGAUGUAAAUUUGAAGUAUUAUUUAAUUUCAUCUUUUAUAAAAAAGAAUAAAUUUUCUGAGAAUGAUAUACAUUUGUAUGAAUGUUUUAAUAAUUCAUUAGAUAGUCAAAAUAAAAAUAAUUUUUUUAAUUUUAAUAUAGAAAAAAAGGAAAAUAGUGAUAUUUUGAAUUUAGUUAAGAAUAUUUAUUUUAAUGUAGAGUAUAAUAAUAAAAUUUAUUAUAAAUCUCAAAUAAACUCCAUUUCAAAAUUUUUAUUUUAUCUUUGUAGAUCUAUUGAAUCAUAUUUUGAAAAUAUAAUAAAUUAUGACACAAAAGACAAAAUUACUAACUUGAACUAUUUCACAAAAACUUUUUAUGAAAUAUUUACAUUCGUUUUAAAAAAUAUUAACCAUAUAAAUAUUUCAAAUUAUUUUUAUAUUUUUGCAUCUUUAUCUAAAUUUGUUAAUAUUUCAUUAAUUUCUGAUGAACAGAAAAAAAAUAAUAAAAAUGAUUAUAAUAGUAAGACAUCAAAUUUAUUAUACAUUAUAUAUUUAGUAAAAAAAUAUGAAUAUAAUAUUAUAAAAAAUAUAUUAAAUGAUAAAAAUAAUCAAGAUUAUUUUUUAUAUAGUGAAUAUGAUAAGAAUAAUAUAAAUGAAUACAAAAAAUUGAAUUACGAAACUCUCCAUGCAAGCAUUCUUAAUAAUUUUAAAAUAAAUAAUUUAUGUAAUUCUGGAAAUUUGAAAAACAGAUUAUUACUUAAAAAAGAUACAAUAAAUGAUUUAGAAAAUGAAAAUGAUAUAAAAUAUAUAAAUGAUACAAAUGACAUAACAAAUAGAAAUAACAUUAAUAUAAUUAAUAAGAAUGAUAAUUCAAAUUCAAUAUUUUAUAAUUAUAUAUUUAUUAAUAGCUACAAUUUUAUUAUAAUGUAUUUAAAUAAUUAUCUUGAUUUUUCUAAAUUUAAAAUGAAAAAAUUUUUAAUUUGUAUUUUUUAUUUAUAUGAAAUGAUUCCUUUCAAUAUAAAAUUUAUUUAUCAUUUAGAAUCAAAGUUGUACAAGAAUCAUAUGAAUUUUAUUAAUAGAUAUUUUUAUAUAUAUAAUGGACUUAAUGAAAAUAAAAUAUUAUUAAAUGAACAAUACUUAGCACUAAUAAAAGAAUAUUACUUAAAUGAAUAUAGUGAUAAUAACUUAAUAAAUUCUACAGAGAACCUUAUCUAUAAUUAUAAAUGUAACAUUUACGAUAAUAUUGAAAAUAUAUUUAAAAAUAAAAAAAAAAUUUUUUUACUUGAAGAUACGUUGAAUUUUACUUUUAUUUAUAGUUUAAAUAAAUUUUUCUAUUCCACUAUAUAUUAUGAGAUUUCUAAACAUUUAUACAAAUUUGACAUAACAUUUUUAAAUGCAAAAACAAAAAUGUUGUUAUUUUUUUUAUUUUUUCAAUGUAAAAAUGUAUAUAAACCUUUUUUAUUUUUGCUUCUAAAUGAUAUUAUAAAAUGUAAUCAGAAUUUAGGAAGAAUUAAUUUAUACAUUUUAUGUAACCUUAUUUUAAUAUUAAUUAAAGACAGCAAAAUUAGAAUAAAAAAUGUUAAUUAUGUUAAAAGAAAAUACAGUAAAUUUCAAUGUAAUUAUUUCUUCCCAUUAGAAUUAUUUGUUUUAAAAAAUUUAUUAAUUUUCGUAGAAAAAAGAAUAAAAAAUUUAGAAAAAAAUAUAGAAUCAAGAGAAACUAGAAUAAAUACCAUAAAAGAAAAAAUUAAUGUAAAUAAUCUAUUCAUAUUUAAUAUAAAAUAUUUUAAAGAUGAUUUAAAAUUUAAUAUUCCAUUAUUGAUUGAAAAUUACAAGAAAUAUUGUCAAAUAAAAAAUGUAAAAGAAAAAAAUAAUAUAAAUAACAACUUUUCUUCUUUUUUUUAUUUUGAUGAUGUAAUAGAAUCAGAAAUUUUUAAAAAUUCCUUAAAUUUUUUAUCAUUUGAUUAUGUUAUGGAAAAUUUUCAAAUAUCUAAAAAAUCAAUAUAUUAUGAUUUAUUAUGUCAUCUAAAAAAAAAAAUAAAUAUUAUUUAA